GUGCUGUGAGAUCGGGUGUGUGGCGUGCAGCUAAUUUGGCGUGACAGAAUUCGAAAUACGGUAGUGGAAAUUUAAAAAAUGUCCAGACAAUCCCCAAGUCUUGUUGAAUAUUUUGCAGAGCGUGAAAAACACAAAUGCGGUUACUGCAAGAGUCCUGAUACGAACUGUAGCCAUGGCAUGUGGGCAUAUACCUUAAAAGUUCAAGACUAUCAGGACCUCAUUAACAGGGGUUGGAGGCGCAGUGGAAAUUAUUGUUACAAACCUAUAAUGGACCAGACUUGUUGUCCCAUGUAUACUAUCAAAUGUGAAGCAUUGGGUUUCAAAAUAUCUAAGUCACAAAAGAAGCUGUUGAAAAAAAUGUCCAAGUUUUUGAAAGGUGAAUUAAAAAGGAAUGAUACAGCACUUUGUGAUGAACUUCUUCAAGACGACUCAGAUUCCCAUCCUAUGCAAAUUCAGAAUUGUGCUGAACAAGUUGAAAAAGCACGUAAAAAUGCUACCAAAAUUGACAUGUCUCUAAUUGCUGAUACAUUUGAUCUGAGAUUACCUUCCCUGAAGAAUUCCACCAAUAGUCAGAGUGUAAUUGGUAGCAGUUAUUCUACUGCUAAGGUAAAACAUGAUAAAAAUCCUACCCCGAUAUCCUCUCCUAGUAAAGAUUAUAAGUCAGGAAUGGGUUUUGACCAAAGUAAGCCACCACCUAAGAAAGCAAAGAUUAUACGACGGGAGCGUAAACAGAACAAAUUAUUGUCAAUGGGAAAAUCAACAACAGAAGUUGAAGAAAUGUUGAAGCAAGGAAAAUCAAUAGCUGCUGGCAAAACGUUGGAGGAAUUAUUUAUUGAAGAAAGUGUGGGACAGAAUAAACUAGAGUUGCGCCUGGUUAGAACCUCACCAAUGAGCAGUGAGUACAUCAACACCUCCGAGCAAAGUUAUGAAUUGUACAAAAAAUAUCAAAUGACAAUACACAAGGACCGAGCUGAGCAGGUUACACAACAACAGUAUACAAGGUUCCUUGUCGAAUCUCCUUUACAGAUUAAAUUGGUAAGCGUUUCGUCUGAAGAGUUUCUGGAUACUUUCGAAUUAAGUGCAAAUCUUUAUAAAAAGUAUCAAAUGGCAGUUCACAAAGAUUCAGCUGAAGAAUGUGACAAACAAUCAUUUACAGAGUUUCUCUGCAAAAGUCCGUUGCAGAAAUGGGUCCCAGCUGAUGGCCCGCCGCAAGGAUAUGGUUCCUUCCAUCAGCAAUACUGGCUUAAUAAUCAACUAAUUGCUGUUGGCGUAAUAGAUAUCUUACCAUCAUGCAUUUCCAGUGUGUACUUCUUUUACGAUCCAAUCUACUCACACAUCUCUCUAGGAACAUAUGGUUCUCUUCGAGAAAUAAUGUUAACGAGGCAGCUCAAUAAAGUAGUUCCAAAUCUGAAGUAUUAUUACAUGGGCUUCUAUAUUCAUACAUGCCCAAAAAUGCGAUAUAAGGCUGGACUACGUCCAUCAAAACUAUUAUGCCCAGAGACAUAUGUAUGGUGUGACAUUGAAAACUGCCUGCCAAAGUUAGACAAAGAAAAAUACAGCAGAUUGAAUGAAGAUCUAGAUGCUAUUGAUGAAAACUUGAGCAAUGAUAUCACACAGGUAUCAGUUUGUUACAACAGAAAGAUCAUACCCUACCAUGUUUACAAAAAACAAGCACAUUCGUCAGCCGAUCAAGAUGAAAUCAGGGAAUACAGUCACCUUGUAGGAGCAAGGUGUGCACAAAACUUAGCCCUUUAUCGCAGCUGAUCAAAUUGCCAUGUAAUAUAGCAAAGGAUAUUUAACAGUUGGAGCAGGCACGGAUGUUGCAUUUGGAGUAGGUACGGAUGUUGCAGGAGCAUCAGCUGGUGUUAUAACAUCAUUCCAUGGUUGAACUUCUCCACUUCCUCCAAUGAAGAAAAUUAUCAUGCUGAAUAUGCACACAGCUG
Diprion similis is the source of this 1943-nucleotide messenger RNA. It is a transcript of the gene Ate1, whose product is annotated as arginyl-tRNA--protein transferase 1. The record is from RefSeq and is a predicted model, not a curated record. Gene Ontology annotation, cellular component: cytoplasm. The transcript is spliced from 10 exons. Gene Ontology annotation, molecular function: arginyl-tRNA--protein transferase activity. Gene Ontology annotation, biological process: protein arginylation. Bases 79 to 1764 code for a protein of 561 amino acids. NCBI's taxonomy places the organism in Eukaryota, Metazoa, Arthropoda, Insecta, Hymenoptera, Diprionidae.